AUGCUUCGAGUUGCCACCGCGGAGGGCGCUGUCGAUCAAAAUAAACACGGAGCGAACCCAGGUGGCUCGAAUUCGAACGAUGUCAGACUCCGCAAGCUCGGUACGAGCGCGGCCUUCAUGGCGAAAGGGAAGAAAUCUCAGACGAAGCCUCAGGAACACCCGCCGGCCUCGAAUGUGGCGGGAGCUGUGUUCUCCAAAAGCGCAGGAAUAGUCGGCGUACGGAUACAUGCGAAGCCCGGAGCUAAGCUCUCGGCCGUAACUGGUAUCGGUGCCGAGGCUGUUGAAGUUCAGAUAGGAGCUCCACCGGUGGACGGCGAAGCCAAUACCGAGCUCGUGAAGUAUCUGGCAAAAGCACUGGAUCUACGGAAAAGUGACGUAUCCCUGGAUAGGGGCAGCAGAUCCCGAGAGAAAGUGAUCCUUAUCGAAACGAAAUUCUCGUGCGAGGAAAUACGCGAAAAAAUCGGUGCCCUCGUCGAAACGUGACCGGAAAGAAGCUUCCGGGUCCGCAGAGAUUCCUUCUUUCCAUGGAUGAAGUCCGGAGAUUGCGAGAAAGCGCUGUGAUUCUUAUUAGUUCAAGAUAUAUCGACCUCAAGGAAUAAAGAGCUCUAUGUUUU
Molecule: messenger RNA, 614 nt
Organism: Galendromus occidentalis (western predatory mite)
Lineage: Eukaryota; Metazoa; Arthropoda; Arachnida; Mesostigmata; Phytoseiidae
Product: UPF0235 protein C15orf40 homolog
Exons: 4
Coding region: 1-483 (160 amino acids)
Cellular component (GO): cytoplasm
Source: RefSeq, a predicted model, not a curated record